GCCCCGCUCGCUCUUCCAAUCCCAAGCCUUCUGGUUUCGAUGAGCCAAUCCGCCUUCAAGAGGUGGGCGGAGGCGACGGAGCAGAUGCCCAGGGAAUGUCUUGUGUGCGCUUAGAGCGCUCGGCUGCCGCUCCCACCGCUUCCACCCCAGCUCCCGCCGAUCCCAAACUUCAGUUGUGGGCAAGGCAGAGGAACAUGCACAGCGGUAAACUCCAGUCUCUGUCCAUAUGCCAGAUCUUCUCUGGGAUCUGCCAUGAGUCACUGGUUCCUGCCCCUUCAGGAUCAGAGAUCUAAAUGAGUGUGAAUUGCAGGCCUUGUUCAUUGGCAUUUUCUUAAGCAGUGCCAAAAAUUGCAUUUGAAUUACCUGGACACCAAGUGGAAAAGCCAUAUUUAUCAAUAUUUACAUUUCCUCAUCAUUACUAUCAUUUAUUUGUCUGCCACGUUUCCAUAGUAAACGCAUGCUCAAGGCAGUUUACAACAUCAAAAAGUGAUUGGCAUAAAGUUAACUACAUGUAUAGAGUGUGGCAAGGAGCACUGGGAGACAGCUAAAACACAGUCAUGUCUUCAGUUUGGCAUACAGUUUCAGCACUUCAUGUGACCUACAAGAAACUGAUAUGCCUCUUGGUCUUCACCAUAAGCGUAUGCCACAGUGCCUCUGGGAUGUGUCCUACAGCUUGCAUUUGUGCCAGUGACAUUGUGAGUUGCACCAGCAAGAACCUCUCAAGGGUGCCAUCAACACUGUUCAAGCACAUUAAAAGACUGGAUGUCAGUCACAACCGAAUUGGGAUUUUGGAUCACGACUGGAUGCCCAUACUACUCGACAAGCUGAACACCCUCAUCAUCAGUCAUAACAGUAUCAGUAGCAUUUCCACUGGCAGCUUUUCCGUGACUCCAAAUGUCAAGUACCUAGACUUGUCGUCCAACAACUUAAGGUCACUGGGUAGUCCUGUCUUUCAGGAACUAAGAGUGUUGGAGGUUCUGUUGCUGUAUAACAAUCAUAUUGCACAGAUUGAUUCUGCUGCUUUUGGAGGAAUAUACAAAUUGCAGAAGCUGUAUUUGAGUUACAAUUCUCUCUCCCACUUCCCAAUUGCAUUAUACAUUGGGAAACAUAAACUCUCAGAACUUGUGCUGCUAGACAUUUCUUACAAUCAAAUCCAGUCAAUACCCAUUAACUAUAUAAGCUUAGUGCCAGCCAGACAUCUUAGUGGAAUUUAUCUUCAUGGGAACCCAUUUUACUGUGACUGUACUCUUUACUCCAUGCUGAGCUUCUGGUAUCUUAGACACUUCAGCUCAGUGGAGGAUUUCAAGACUGAGUACACGUGUGUGUUGCAAUCAAACACCAAAGGCUCUAAUAUGAAUAAACUGCCUUUACUGCAUGACAACUAUUUGAAUUGCUCAGAAAGCACCAUUAAUGGCUCCUUCCAUGCAUUUGGCUUUAUUCACGAAGCCCAACUUGGAGAGAGGCUGAUUGUACCUUGUGACACUAAAAUCAGUGAUGCAGGCACCCACUUUAUUUGGAUCAGCCCAGACAAUCAGUUUCUGGAACCCGGCAAGACAACCAAACACUUCAGAGUGUUUCACAAUGGGAGUCUGGAAAUCGACGAGGCCCAGUAUGAGGAUGCUGGACUUUAUUCCUGCAUUGCAAUAAACAGGAAAAGACUAUUGAAUGAAACUAUAGAGGUGAGGAUAAAUGUAAGCAAUUUCACAGUGGACAGGUCUCACUCGCCUCACGAAACGUUCAACACUGCUUUCACUACCCUUGCAGCUUGUGUCGCCAGUAUUAUCUUGGUGCUGCUUUACCUCUAUCUGACACCAUGCCCUUGUCGAUGCAAGUCAAAGAGAAGGAAAAGGCAGCCGAGCCAAGGCAACACUCAUGCCUCCAUACUGACCUCCAAUUCACCCCUUGAACUUCCAGCUGAUGAGAAAAAAGCCAGCAGUGGCAAAAGGGUCGUGUUCCUUGAACCUGUGAAGGAGCCAAAGCCAGGACAGAAUGGAAAAGUAAGGGUGUUUCCCAAUGAGAACAUCAUUGCGGAAAGCAUCUUAAAAACUCCCCGAACAAAAUCAGACUCGGAUUCCAUGAACUCAGUGUUUUCGGACACUCCUUUCAUGCCAUCCUCUUAGUUUCCUGCCUGUGUUCGCAUUGUAUGGUUAACUCUUUCAACAGCUGCCCUGCCUUUAGCCAAUCUUGAAAGAAUGGAGAAUCUUUUUCAAAUAAAAGAUGAGGAGGUGUAAGAGGUUCUCAUUCUGAUGGGUGAUGGGCACAAGCCAUCAGUCCCUAAACCUGGACCAAUGCUGGGGAGGAUCACUUUGCCAGAUGGCUUUUGCAGCUCUCUGCUGUAAAAAGGUCAUAUUAUGACAUAUGCCACUGCCAUUUUAAUUCCAGUGCUUAAAGACAUUUGGGUAUGGUCUGAUAAGUGAUGCUCCCAUUCACAUCAGUGGAGCUGACUUAGGCAAGCUUCCCAUCAUAUAAGACCCUUGGCUGCUUACCUAUAUAGAAUUGGGGUAAUCGUAAUUAUCAGGGAUGAGAAUCAUAACUAAUAUGUCUCUUAGAGCUUAGAUUGAUAGGGAAAGAGAGAAAUUGCCAUUUACAGAACUUCGGGUUUCUGCUUUGAGGCACUGAGCACAUAAAAGAAACAAAUGAAGUUAUACAGACCAAAAUAUUCCAAAAUGGGGUUUUGCAUAAAUUAUGUCCUAAUUUUUAGAUUUGGUGUUUGAUUAUUUUUAUAUACUGGAGAUUUAAUAGCCAAUAAUAGUAUGUAUGCUUACCUGGUUUAAGAAAACUUUCGCUAUAUGUAAACUCUGACAGAAAAUACUCACCCAAGUUAUGAUGUCUAAACCACUUAAGCCUCAAAUGUUUUUAUCCCAAAAGGCACAGCACUUUGAUCCUAUUAAGAAAUCUGAGCUGAGGCAAUGUUCAGCCAGUACAGUUUUCUCACCAGCACACAGUGAUGGGAGAAGCUGCACCUUUGGCAUGUCUGUCUUCACAGUUUUUAAAGGGACAAGAGCCAUGUUGCUUCUGGAAUGUGGCCACUUCAACCUACCUAUUUAUACUGAAACUUGUAUAAGUGAUUUGUGGCUUGAGUAGAGAAUAAAAGAGGAAAGCAGAGGAUGAGUUUUGUAAGUAAAGCAACCAGGGUUUGUGCAGUUAGAUGUUUUGUAUAUGAGCUACUGCACUUUGAACACUUUUACUGACUUAAUGAGAGCCAUAAUGGAAACUGUCGAUCCCAAAUUGAAUACAGCAGGUGCAGCCAGGCCUUCUCAUUAUCAGCAAUGAAUUGGCUUGCGUGUCUGGACAUUGCCUUCUACAGCCGACGGUGGAACCUGGUUACAUGCAGUUUGCUGGAUUGCAGCCUUAUUUAGAAGAUUCAGAAUAAUUCAGCAGGUUUUUCAAAAUGUGUUUGAUGUAUCAAUUUACAGGCAUAUAAAUGAUGAUUUAAUGAAAAUUGUGUUUUGUGGUUUGAUACAGAAAGUGUCAAUUAAGUACUUAACAGGUAUUUCCCAGUUGUUCAGUUUCAAAAA
Rhineura floridana is the source of this 3518-nucleotide messenger RNA. RefSeq names its product adhesion molecule with Ig like domain 2 (gene AMIGO2). The transcript has 3 exons. The record is from RefSeq and is a predicted model, not a curated record. Gene Ontology annotation, molecular function: protein binding. NCBI's taxonomy places the organism in Eukaryota, Metazoa, Chordata, Lepidosauria, Squamata, Rhineuridae. Gene Ontology annotation, biological process: brain development. The coding region runs from base 558 to 2120 and encodes 520 amino acids.